This is a messenger RNA of Panonychus citri (citrus red mite), 3091 nucleotides long. RefSeq names its product endoplasmic reticulum mannosyl-oligosaccharide 1,2-alpha-mannosidase-like. NCBI's taxonomy places the organism in Eukaryota, Metazoa, Arthropoda, Arachnida, Trombidiformes, Tetranychidae. The record is from RefSeq and is a predicted model, not a curated record. The transcript is spliced from 3 exons. Gene Ontology annotation, molecular function: calcium ion binding; mannosyl-oligosaccharide 1,2-alpha-mannosidase activity. The coding region runs from base 986 to 3046 and encodes 686 amino acids. Gene Ontology annotation, biological process: carbohydrate metabolic process; N-glycan processing. Gene Ontology annotation, cellular component: membrane; endoplasmic reticulum.
UUAAUCUCAGCUUUUAAUUGUUGAUUUUUUGGAUAAUACAAAUGUUAAUCUGUUUUGUUCAAAUUCUUAAAUUUUUUUCCCUCCACCAUUAUCAGGAUAAUUAAUCAAAGUGGAAAAAGUGUCCAGUUGUUAAUUAGAGUAAUUUAAAAGAAAUUUAUUCUUUUUUGCUGAAAUUAAAUUUCUUUUGAUGAUUAACAUGAAGUUUCUUAAUAUCAGUUGAUAUUUGUUGGGAAGAAAAUGUUAAUCUGAUCAGUUUGGUGAUUGAUUUUCUUUUUACUUGGAAUUUGUGUUCAAUGUGAACAGAGAGACAAAUGGAGAGAAACUAAAAAAAGAGAAAAGACAAAACUUGUUAUGAAAGAUAAAAAAAGAAAGAGCAAAUCAGCUGAUAAAUUUGCUUCUUUUUCAUUGAUGAGAUACUUUUGUGUCUUUUCAACCAUUUUUUUUUCUUUCUCUUCUUCAAACAAUUAAAUUCCAUUGUUAAUGAUGACUUUUAAUUGCUGCUCAUUUUAAUCCGUAAUUCCAAUUGUGUGCUCAAUCCACUACCAAGGGGAAAAAACAUCCUAAUCUAUUAACUAGAUAAUCACUUGAUAGAGAUAAAUGUUGAACAAUAUCUUUUAUCAAUUCUAUUUCAACAAUAUAAUUUUCUAUCUUGUUUCUCUCUUCUUUGUCAUCUUCAAUUCUAAUUAUUAGAAUUCCAUGUGUUCAUUUUGACGACGUUUAAAUAUAUUCUAUGUUUGUUAUCUAAAUUGUGAACAAUCUCUCAAUCAUCGUGCUCAUCAAAAGACAUUCUAUCCUGUUACUCAAUCCCCGGAGAAUUUUGGAAAGACAUUCAUGUAUUAAUAAUCUAUUCUAUUCUCUUUCAUCAUCUCUAUAUCUUUCUCUCUCUCUCUCAUCCUUCCUCAUAAUUUGUUCUCUUCUGUGAUAAUUGAGACAAAGAAUUUGCCAUUAAUUGAAAGGAUCCAAUCAUCAUUUAAAUGACACAAGGAUGACCAGUGAGAGAGAGCAUUUCAUCAAUGACCCUGAAACUGGAUCUAAAUCGAGCCUUUUAUUCAAAUCAAAUCGGAUUAGGUUACUUCGGUUAUGGCGACCAUUACCUCGAUUCGUGAAAAUAUUUUUGGGUAUUGUCUUGUUAUCUGUCUCUCUAAUGAGCUGCCUUCUAAUGGUUUGGCCUGAUUUAAUCAAAAACAAUUUACCCAUAAAUCAGUCAUCUUUCAAAUUAGAUUCUAAUAAUAUAAUCAACGAGCUAAACAACAACAAAAACAACAAUGAGCACCAUCAACAAUUACCACAACCCCAACAAUCUGUGAUAUUUUCACCUCAACAAUUACCUCGACCGAAACAACAACCGAGCUCAAAUCAAGAUACUUUUAGUGUUACUGAUAUUCUUAAACCUUUAUCUCCAAAUUCAUUGCAAUCUUCAUCUUCCUCAUCAUCAUCAAUAUUGGAUCCAUUGUUAUUACAAAUUAAAAAAUCUUCUCUCAUUGUAUCUCCAUCCUCAUCAUCACCAUCAUCAUCAUCAUCGCAAUAUCGGUCAUUUGUUAAAGUUGAGGGUGACUUUAGUCUAGAUGAUAUUAGUUGGGAACGAGAUAUACUUAAUAGUGAGGUUGCAAUCAACAAUCAACAGAAAGAGAUAAUUGCAGCAACUUUACAUUCAUGGGAAGGUUACAGGAAAUACGCCUGGGGUCAAGAUACAUUGAAACCAAUUUCACAAAGUUACGCAACUUGGUUUGGUGUUGGAUUAACUAUAAUCGAUUCACUUGAUACACUUUUAUUGAUGGGAUUAGAGAAAGAAUUUAAAGAAUCUCUUGAUUGGAUUGAAAAAGAUCUUAACUUUCAUUCCAAUGGUGAUGUUAAUUGUUUCGAAAUGACAAUCAGAGUUCUUGGUGGUCUUUUAUCAUCUUAUCAUAUAACUCGAAGUGCAACUCUAUUGACAAAAGCUCUUGAUGUUGGUGAUCGAUUAAUUCACUGUUUCGAUUCUAAAUCUGGUUCUAUUCCUUAUAGUGAUGUUAAUCUAUUAACCAAAUUACCUAAAUCACCAGUUUGGUCUCAAGAUUCAUCUACAUCGGAAGUUAGUACAAUGCAACUUGAGUUUCGUGAUUUAUCCCGAAUAACUAAACAAUCAAUUUUCGAGGAAACAUCAUUUAAAACAUCUUUGCAUCUUCACGAACUAACUAAAGAUGAUCCAUUGGUGCCAAUGUUUAUCAAUCCCGCAACUGGUAGUUUCUCACCGUCAACAAUUACCCUUGGAGCUCGUGGUGAUUCAUAUUAUGAAUAUUUAUUGAAACAAUAUUUACAAACAGGAAUUGAUUGGUUAAAAGGUGAUUGGUUGAAAGCGGUUGAUGCAAUUAGAAAUCGUCUUGUCAGGGUAACUCAGGGUCCAAAACAAUUAACUUUUAUCGGUGAAUUGUUACGUCGAGAAACAUCCGUUGUUCAUCCUAAAAUGGAUCAUCUUGUUUGCUUCCUUUCGGGUUCGUUGGCUUUGGGUCAUCAUCACCUAACAAAGACCAAUGCUUAUGCUGAUGAUUAUGCAAUGAAAAGUAAAAUUGACCAACACUUGGAACUUGCCUUGGCUUUGGCUCGAACCUGCCAAUUUAUGUACAAUACAACCCAAACUGGAUUAUCACCGGAAAUCAUGUAUUUCAAUGAAAAUCCAUCGCAAGGUGAAGAUGAAUUAACUAUUCAUCCAGCUGAUGCACACAAUUUGCUUCGUCCCGAACAUGUUGAAUCACUGUUUUACCUUUAUCACUUAACCAAGGAUCAACAAUAUCGUGAUCAAGGAUGGCAGAUUUUUCAGUCUUUCAACAAAUAUUGUAAAAUACCCACCGGUGGUUAUACCAGCAUUGGAGAUGUUAGAGAUUCAAAACAUGUUCGUCCAAAAGAUCACCAAGAAUCAUUUUGGUUUGCAGAAACAUUGAAAUAUCUCUACUUAUUGUUCAGUGAUGAUGAACAAUUGAUUCACAAAAUUUUAAAUCAUUAUAUUUUUAACACAGAGGGUCAUCUGGUUAAGAGAUAUCAAUAUCCAACUCCUCAAGAAGGCUCUUCUUAGUUCCUUCGUAAUUCUCAAGAAUCAUAUUAAAUGCAUCUUUGGUGA